Molecule: messenger RNA, 1048 nt
Organism: Macadamia integrifolia
Lineage: Eukaryota; Viridiplantae; Streptophyta; Magnoliopsida; Proteales; Proteaceae
Product: chlorophyll a-b binding protein 2.1, chloroplastic
Exons: 2
Coding region: 93-887 (264 amino acids)
Biological process (GO): response to light stimulus; photosynthesis, light harvesting in photosystem I
Cellular component (GO): plastoglobule; chloroplast thylakoid membrane; chloroplast envelope
Source: RefSeq, a predicted model, not a curated record
AGUCACCAUUCACAAAUCAAAACCAAAGAGAGAGAGGAACACAAAUUAGGGAGGAGCAGAAGCCCUAGAAGAGAAGGAAGCGGAGAGGAGUAAUGGCGACCUCUGCAAUCCAACGCUCAGCUUUCGCAGGCCAGACAGCUUUGAAGCAGCAGAAUGAGCUGGUGAGGAAGGUCGGCACCUCCGGUGGCCGCAUCACCAUGCGCCGCACAGUUAAAAGUACUCCACAGAGCAUUUGGUACGGCCCAGACCGGCCCAAAUACUUGGGCCCAUUCUCCGAGCAGACUCCAUCUUACCUGACUGGUGAGUUCCCUGGAGAUUACGGGUGGGACACUGCCGGGCUAUCAGCUGACCCGGAGACCUUCGCCAAGAACCGUGAGCUUGAGGUUAUCCACAGUCGGUGGGCAAUGCUCGGCGCACUCGGUUGCGUCUUCCCUGAGAUCCUCGCAAGGAACGGUGUCAAAUUUGGCGAGGCAGUAUGGUUCAAAGCCGGUGCUCAGAUCUUCUCCGAGGGCGGACUUGACUAUCUCGGCAACCCGAACUUGAUCCAUGCCCAGAGCAUCCUUGCAAUAUGGGCCGUACAAGUUGUGCUCAUGGGCUUUGUUGAAGGGUACCGAGUUGGUGGAGGCCCACUUGGGGAAGGAUUGGACUCUCUCUACCCAGGUGGAGCAUUUGACCCACUGGGCUUGGCUGAUGAUCCAGAGGCAUUUGCGGAGUUGAAGGUGAAGGAGCUCAAGAAUGGCAGGCUGGCUAUGUUCUCCAUGUUUGGCUUCUUCGUACAGGCUAUUGUGACAGGGAAAGGUCCGAUUGAGAACCUUUUCGAUCACCUCGCUGAUCCGGCGGCGAACAAUGCGUGGGCUUACGCGACUAACUUCGUCCCUGGAAAGUGAAUUUAACUGAAAAACUCAAGCCCCCAUAAUUGGUAUGUGCAACUGUUGUUAUGUAGUUUUCUAAUGUUUGUUCAAUAAUGAAUAUGUAAUUUCAUGGGUAGAUGAAUGCUUGACUUGUAUCUAUUUUCAGUGAUUUAAAUAAAAGACAUUGCUUCUGGAGA